AUGCUAAAAUUAGAUAUUAUGGAGGUAAUGAAAAGUAAAUCUAUUUCAGCUAUCGAAGUAUCUAAAUUGUUAUUAUCUUUUGACCAAGGGAGAGAAUAUUUUUGCGACGGAAAAAUGACUGUGAGAAAAGAAGAAGAAACCGACCCUCCCACUAUUGGACGUUUAGAAGAAGAUGAUGACCGCAUGAUUAUCAAUGAAGAAGUAAAAAAUUUUUACCACGAUAUUUUGGGGCAUAUAGUCCGCGAAGUAGAACUAAAUGAAGAGAAAAAAAUGUUAAUUCUUUUUCCGCUAACUUCUAACCAUAAUCAACAAAAUGCUAAUUUUGUUAGUCAAAAUAAAAUUACUGCUCCUCGUCCUCCUUGUUUACAGAGUGAAUUUUAUCCUAACAGUUUUGUCAAUACUAAUCGUUUAGUAAUGGUUUCUCAUAAAGAUUUUUCUUAUUUAAAAUCUUGCUGA
Molecule: messenger RNA, 456 nt
Organism: Entrophospora sp. SA101
Lineage: Eukaryota; Fungi; Glomeromycota; Glomeromycetes; Entrophosporales; Entrophosporaceae
Source: the annotation of a GenBank genome assembly